GUCCCCUAGCGGGCUUGGCCGCCAGCUCCCGCCCUCUGCCAGCGUCCACGGCUCCUCCCUCCUCCCGACCUUCUCCCCGGCCAGACGCGCGGGAGGGAGGCCGAGAUGGCAGAUGAGAUCGCUAAGGCUCAGGCCGCUCGGCCUGGUGGCGACACGAUCUUCGGGAAGAUCAUUCGCAAGGAAAUCCCAGCCAAAAUCAUUUAUGAGGAUGACCAGUGUCUUGCUUUCCAUGAUGUUUCCCCUCAAGCACCAACACAUUUUCUGGUGAUACCCAAGAAACAUAUAUCCCAGAUUUCUGCAGCAGAAGAUGACGAUGAAAGUCUUCUUGGACAUUUAAUGAUUGUUGGCAAGAAAUGUGCUGCUGAUCUGGGCCUGAAGAAGGGUUAUCGAAUGGUGGUGAAUGAAGGUUCAGAUGGGGGACAGUCUGUCUAUCAUGUUCAUCUCCAUGUUCUUGGAGGUCGGCAGAUGAAUUGGCCUCCUGGUUAAGUGUAUUGUAGGGAUCAUUUUCCCUUCUCUAUGCAGUGAUCAGGUCUGCAAGUUCCAGUAUGCAAAACAAUACUUUUUUUUGCCUGUGUAUGGAGAGAUUGCAGAAAUAAUUUUAAAAAACCCAUACGUAAUAAAAGACAUUGUUGCAUGGUCUGAAUUCUGUAUUUGACUUAUUUUAAAAACAUAUUUGUUGGAAUGUUUGAAGGUGGAGUUCAUAAUUUGGGAGGUUUUUGUUUUUUCUCCCCACGGAGGACUCAGCAUGUGUACAUGGCUAUAAUGGUGUGACUGAUCUUUGAAGACAAAUGUAAAAAUUUCAUAAAAUUAGCUUUAGCUUUGAAAUAUCCUUUUAGGGUAAAAUAUUAGUCCAGGAGAAGAUUUUCUAAUCCAAUUCUCUUAUUUUCUAAGAACAAAGGAGUAUGUGAUGUGAUUGAUCCAGAAAAUGACAGUUGUGGGUCUAGCAAAAAUGCUUUUUGUCCAGCUCACGUGUUUCUCCUGGACUACUGGGGUAGUGUGGAAGGGAUGAAAGUAGAUUUGUCACAGAAUCUUUGAUGACCAUGUGAAGCCAUACUAUGAUGUUUCCUUGUUACCUAAUGCUAUUUAUUAUAAAGGCUUGAAAAUAUAUUAUUUAGAAUUAACUCUCCAAAUUGAAAACUCAUUGUUGUGAAUGUGUAUGUGCACACUAGCAAAAAUUUUUAAGUUAUGCAUGACUCUGGCUGUGUAGAGUUGGGGGGAAAUCUCAGGGUUUGAGUUCUUAUGUUGGCUGACAACAAAACUUUUUUUUUUUUUUGGUCUUGCCAUGCACCCUAGCCUUUCUAAGUUUGUGCAGAGCAAACAGGUUUGCUUCUUUGCUUUCCUUCAUGUAGGCACUUUCCAGCUUCUAAAAUUUAUUUAAUACUUCUUGCCUGCUUUGUCUCUUCUCUCAUUCUCUUUGUGUUUAUGGGUUCCUUCCAUUUUUAAUCCCUAAGGCCAUUUUAGUAGAUUUUGACACAUUUUAUUGCAAAUUGUUUUUCUUCUAAAUUUUUAAUUUUAUUAGUGACUUAAAAAAUUUAGGGGGGGUGGAUUAGGGAAAUUGGCUGUAUUUGUCUUACAAGUGAGUUUUUUCCAACUGUCAUUUUUUUACUUUGUUUAUGGUGUUUAAAAUAUUUAUAUAGUUAAUGUAUCCAUUUUUAAUUUAGUUCAUAUUUUUAUAUAGUUAAUGUACCAAUUUUUAAUUUAGUUCAUAUUUUUAAGAACCUUUCCCACCCUAGGAGGAUUUAUAAAAGAAAUUAUUCCCCUAAUACAUUAUGGCUUUACGUAUUUUUAUGACUUUUUUAUGAGGGAAGUUCUGGGGCAGGGGAUGAGUUUUGGAGGGAUUUGUGCCACUGUAAAAAAUGUAAUAAUGAGAGAAGCAUUUGUACUAUGUAUAAGAGGGUUGAGUCUAGUUUCCUUAGGCAUAUUAACGUUCCCAUUGAUUUCGUCAAACUAGUGCUAAUAAAUCAGGUAGAUAACCGCUAA
Lagenorhynchus albirostris (white-beaked dolphin) is the source of this 1980-nucleotide messenger RNA. RefSeq names its product histidine triad nucleotide binding protein 1 (gene HINT1). Gene Ontology annotation, molecular function: hydrolase activity. NCBI's taxonomy places the organism in Eukaryota, Metazoa, Chordata, Mammalia, Artiodactyla, Delphinidae. Gene Ontology annotation, cellular component: nucleus; cytoplasm. The coding region runs from base 106 to 486 and encodes 126 amino acids. Gene Ontology annotation, biological process: purine ribonucleotide catabolic process. The record is from RefSeq and is a predicted model, not a curated record. The transcript has 3 exons.